ACUUCUAUUUCCUCGUGCUGCCUGGAGGAGCUCGCGCGUCUUACCACAGGGAUCGUCCCACCUCUGGCGGACUUUGAGAUAAUCUACAGUUCCAUUAGCUCUCAGUGAAAACCAGAAUUGUUUUUAUUCUCUUUUAUUAUUAUUAUUCUUUUUUAUUGCAUCGCAAGUUUUCGUGCGGAACAGAGCGCCGUUUCAGUGUUUGGUUCACGRGCGCCGGUGUUCAUGUGUUUUAUGUGUUUGCGCUCAACAGUGAGGUAGACUGAAUUCCAACCCCCCCUCCUCCCGUGUCGGCUUGUGACUGAGUCCGUGGAUGCGACUGUCGGGGGUCGGUGUCUGAGCCCUGCAGGACCCACCUGUCAUAGGGCAUCAUGGUUUCUGUCGUUCUUCUCAAGCGGAGGAGGACUAUCUCCUGUCAGAUGCUGCUGCUGCUGCUGCAGAUGUUGGGUUUGUUACCCGAAACGCGAGCGGCUCCUUCUCUGACUACCGAGCAGCUGGACACUGGGGUGGACUGGCUGAGUAAGUUUGGCUACCUCCCGCCCCCCGACCCGGUCACCGGCCAGCUGCAGACCAAGGAAGCUCUGACCAAGGCCAUCAAAGCCAUGCAGAAGUUUGGAGGGUUGAGGGAAACCGGAAUCCUGGACCAAGCCACGCUCGUUCUAAUGAAAACACCCAGAUGCUCUCUGCCAGAUGUCUCCGACGCCGAUGUGACGAUGGGGCGCAGGAAACGAAGCCUGAACCCGCCAAACAAAUGGAAUAAGAGGCAUCUCUCCUGGAGAGUGAGGACCUUCCCCAAGGAUUCAGCCUUGCUGGGCAGGGACACGGUCCGAGCCCUCAUGUACUACGCCCUGAAGGUCUGGAGCGACAUCGCGCCCCUGAACUUCCACGAGGUGGCCGGAAACGACGCCGACAUUCAGAUCGACUUCACUAAAGCRGACCACAACGACGGAUACCCCUUCGAUGGGCCAGGGGGCACGGUUGCUCAUGCGUUUUUCCCUGGUGAGAGGUUCACAGCUGGAGAUACACACUUCGAUGAUGAUGAGGCCUGGACCUUCAGGUCACCAGACUCCCAUGGGAUGGAUCUGUUUGCAGUCGCGGUCCAUGAAUUCGGCCACGCCAUCGGCCUGGUCCACACCUCAGCCAUGGAGUCCAUCAUGAGACCGUACUACCAAGGUCCUGUGGGAGACCCUCUGAAAUACGAUCUGCCCUAUGAGGACAAAGUCCGUGUCUGGCAGCUCUAUGGUGUCAGAGACUCUGUGUCACACACAAAUCAGCCAGGCAAUCCAUCCCAGACACCUGAGCCUCCCGUCCUGCUGGACCUUCCUGAAAACAGAUCCACACUCCUGGUGGCGCAAGAUGCUCCAGACAGAUGCACGAGUCACUUUGAUGCAGUGGCCCAAAUACGAGGGGAGGCUUUCUUUUUUAAAGGGAAGUACUUUUGGAGACUAACGAGAGAAAAGCACCUGGUAUCUCUUCGUCCUGCUCAGAUCCAUCGCUUCUGGAGGGGUCUUCCUCCCAAUCUGGACAGCGUGGAUGCUGUGUACGAGAGGCCAGGAGAUCACAAAAUAGUAUUUUUCAAAGGUCAGAAGUACUGGAUAUUCAAAGACAAUAAUGUGGAGGAGGGUUACCCUCGUCCCAUCAGRGACUUUGGCCUACCAGUGGAAGGAGUGGAUGCAGCUUUUGUUUGGCUACACAACGACAAAACCUACUUCUUCAAAGAUAAUCAGUACUGGCGCUACGACGACCACUUUCGACGUAUGGACUUAGGUUUCCCUAAAGACAGUGUGGUUUGGAAAGGACUGCCCGUACAACUGGAUGAUGCCAUGAGAUGGUCUGAUGGCUCGUCCUAUUUCUUCAAAGGGAAGGAGUACUGGCGAGUGCCGGGAAGCGACAUGGAGGUGGAGGCAGGCUACCCCCGCCUCAUCGCGAAGGACUGGCUGCUCUGCACCGAGAUGCAGUCGGACGCUCCAGACUCUGAGACCAAAAGCACGGAGACGAGAGUCAACGUGCACCCGGACCACGCCAAGAACGAAUUUGAGGUGUGCUCCUGCACCUCUGACACCGCCUCGCCUUUAGGCUCCCACCUCUCCCCGCCUCCCACCUGGCUGCUGCCGCCCCUCUGGACGCUGUUGCUGACCCUCUGCUCCGAACUGCUAUGAUGCUGAAGCAUGGGGACUAAGUUUUCAUGUUGGGAGCAGGAGAAGUUAAUGAAGGGCCACUUGAUGCUCAGCCAAAACAAGCUGGAAGAGUUUGUUUAUAUGAAUCCUUUUUUUUCCUCUAAUGUUCAUCUUUUUAAACUAAUGCAUUAUUUAUUUCACAUCAUUUAUGAUCAUUUAAAGAUCCUUUCAGGUUAGAUUCAA
This is a messenger RNA of Austrofundulus limnaeus, 2357 nucleotides long. RefSeq names its product matrix metallopeptidase 17a (gene mmp17a). Lineage: Eukaryota; Metazoa; Chordata; Actinopteri; Cyprinodontiformes; Rivulidae. Gene Ontology annotation, molecular function: metalloendopeptidase activity; zinc ion binding. The transcript has 10 exons. The coding region runs from base 369 to 2156 and encodes 595 amino acids. The record is from RefSeq and is a predicted model, not a curated record. Gene Ontology annotation, biological process: extracellular matrix organization; proteolysis; collagen catabolic process. Gene Ontology annotation, cellular component: extracellular matrix.